AUGACAAGGAAGAAGGUGAAACUAGCCUACAUCACCGAUGACUCUGCGAGGAAAGCCACGUUCAAGAAGAGAAAGAAGGGACUAAUCAAGAAGGUGGAAGAGUUGAGUAUCCUUUGCGAUAUUGAUGUCUGCAUGAUAAUCUGCAGCCCUUAUGAUGCCCAACCGGAGGUUUACCCCUCGUCGUCGGGAGUCCAGCGAGUCUUGGCCAGGUUCAAGAACAUGCCUGAGAUAGUGCAGAGUAAGAAAAUGGUGAACCAAGAGAGCUUUCUCCGAAACCGAAUCGCCAAGGCCAACGAGCAACUGGAGAAGCAAAGAGAGGAGAAUAGGGAGAAGGAGAUCACUCGGAUCAUGUUCCAAACUUUGAUGGGGGCAAAAGGGUUGUUAGGACUAAGCAUCGUGGACCUGAAGGAUUUAAGAUGGCUGAUUGAACAAAAGCUAAUGAAUAUCAAAAUGAGAAUCGAAAGAAUCGGAGAGGACGACACAGAGACCAAAGUUUGUUUGGAACCAAAUAAAACAAAGUUAAAUCUUGCCGGAGUUCAUUUGGCUUCCACUGCCGGCCAUAUUCGUCAACCUCUGAUCUCGAAUGUUAUUUUCAUUGAAUCACACGUGAAUUGA
This is a messenger RNA of Morus notabilis, 615 nucleotides long. RefSeq names its product agamous-like MADS-box protein AGL80. Bases 1 to 615 code for a protein of 204 amino acids. NCBI's taxonomy places the organism in Eukaryota, Viridiplantae, Streptophyta, Magnoliopsida, Rosales, Moraceae. The transcript has 3 exons. The record is from RefSeq and is a predicted model, not a curated record. Gene Ontology annotation, molecular function: DNA-binding transcription factor activity, RNA polymerase II-specific; protein dimerization activity; RNA polymerase II cis-regulatory region sequence-specific DNA binding. Gene Ontology annotation, biological process: positive regulation of transcription by RNA polymerase II.